AUGAAGACAUCUUGUGAUAAACCCGGAGAACUCCUUUUUCCCGAACACAUACGCGUUGUCGACUACAUUGCUCCACCCCUGACAAUGCUGUUAUACUACGUACUUGUUUUGGAAACUCGACGUUGGUUAGACGCACGGGUGCAAGUCGACAAGCUUGUGAGCCAGACAAAUGUUACUCAAGACGAAGAAACACGCACCCUUAAAAAUGUGACGUGUCAUUCCAUGGAAGAAGUCCAUGCUUCAUCGGAGUCUACUAGUACAGUCAAAAUUACUAGUAGAGCAUCAGCUAGCUCUUUAUGUGGCAUGCCAACUGUUGACACCGAAGCGUACAAUUCAAAGGUUGGCGACACUCGACCCAACACAAACAUCGCCCCAGCAACAAGUGAAUUCGCAUUUCACGAUGAAGAAUCCAGAGGAUUACGGACGUCCCUCCACACGGAAAUAGCUGCAAUCGAGGUGGAACAACUCAAUAGAAAUCGGGAAAUAACUAGCCCUUAUGGGGCGCAUCCAAAUACCGAGCUUGUUCGUCUGGUUGAUACGUCACAGACCGCACGAUCAAAACUCAGUCGUCUUAUUGCCCGUCGGCUUCAGCCGCAUUUUGAUGUUCUAUUUGGUCUCACUCCUCCGUUCUUGUCCACCAUGUACGGAACCGACAACAGCAAUGUGCGUAAUGAACGUCCACUUUUACUCAGUUUACAUUAUUCGGCCAUACGAAACAGUUACAUUCUGACAUUGAUCUCCAUGAUGGCUUGGUCAGUCACCUACCGAAGUUGGCUUUCGUUCAUUUUGCUGCUGUCAGCCUGCAUUCUCUGGAUUACACCGAACUCACGUUUGGCCUGUCUGUACGCCAGUCCCCUCAUAGUCCUGUACGCGAUCGUUCUCAUUGUUAUUCAAUAUGUGUUUGGAAUGAAUCUGACAAAACAGGAGCUUCCUCAAUCGGUCACCCCGGACGGUUUGCGGCUAUCCGAGCUCGGAAUGCAACGAUGGGAGAAUGCUGUUGGAGCACUCAGUUUACAGAUCACGUAUCUGAUUUGCUUUUGGCUCACACUGCGGUUGUUUGUCAUGGAGCAUUCGGUAAACAGAUUGACCGCCAGAUUAUCAUCGGAACCAUUCUACAUAGAAAACCGUCCUCAGUCACCUACCGCGAGCAAUCCUUCAUCUAUUUUGGCCGCUGAUCGUAGCCCAUGGAAUAGGGUAUUUCGCCAACCAGCCGAUCAGCCCCGGGAGCCAGUAACUCAUCUCCGCAGCUCCAUAUCCGAGGAAUUUCUCCGUGGUUUGUUCAACCUACCGAAUGAUCCAGCUCGUUCAGGGCGAGCGGUAGCUGCUUGGUUUGGUGUCGCUUUACCAUUUGGUACGGUUGACAAUACUGCCUAUCAGAAGUUCACCGAGGUCUUACGGUCGCUCUGUGUCAAAUAUUGGAUAGUAGUGUGCUGUUUGAGCAUGUUGCUCAUUUCACUGCAACAACCGGUCGUGAUUUUCCGCAUCGCUUACAUGAUGAUGCUCGUCUACUUCCUGUUUGUAUUCCAAGUCAGUUAUCGGUUCUGGCGUCGUCAGAUGUUGUUCUUUUGGUGGAUCAACGUGGUCUAUUCGAUGGCUGUUUUGCUUUGUAUCUACACAUAUCAGUUUCAAAACUCACCAGCUUUUUGGCGCAAUUUCACUGGAUUAUCUGAAGAAGUGUGA
This is a messenger RNA of Echinostoma caproni, 1680 nucleotides long. The record is from the annotation of a GenBank genome assembly. NCBI's taxonomy places the organism in Eukaryota, Metazoa, Platyhelminthes, Trematoda, Plagiorchiida, Echinostomatidae.